AUGACAGUCAAAGAGUAUGAGGCUAAGUUUACUCAACUAUUAAGGUUUGCUCCACAUUUGAUCGCUGAAGAAUCAGAUAAGGCCAAGAAGUUUCAAAGGGGACUCAGGGGAAAUAUCAGAGGGAAACUAGUGGCCCUCAGAAUCAGGAACUACGCAGAACUGGUUGAGACUGCGUUUGAAAUUGAGAAAGACCUGCUAGAGUAUCAGGAGAUCCGCAAUAAGAAGCAGAGUUUAGUUAAACGCCCACGAACAGAAGGAGGUCUCACAACCGAUAAGUCAGCAUCGAAUCAGCCCGGGAGGUCAGCGACAGCAAAAUUUCCCUUUCGUCAUGAUCGAGCAAAUCAGCCAAAUAAGUCAGCAGCGUGCCCUAGAUGUGGCAAUCAUCACUCUGGAUAUUGCAGACUUCACCGUGCAUGUUUCGAGUGUGGUCAACCUGGGCACUUCAAGAGAGAUUGUCCAACCUUGAGGAAUCAAGCAAUAACAGAGCGAGCACCAAGAGGAGAUCACGCGGCUCGAGCUAAUGCCUCACAGCAAUCAAAUGCUCCCCAGCGGAAGGCUCAGUCCAACCAGAGUGUGCAGCAGAACCAAAGGAACCAAGGAAGAGUUUUUGCCCUGACAAGGAAGGAUGCACAAGCAUCACCAUCCGUGGUGGAAGGUACAGUUCCCAUAUGUUCAUUCACCGCUCAUGCACUUUUCAACCCUGGAUCUACACACUCUUUGUAUCACCUCACUUUGCUAGGAAUUUUCCCAAUUCACCGACACUAUUAA
Molecule: messenger RNA, 768 nt
Organism: Asparagus officinalis (garden asparagus)
Lineage: Eukaryota; Viridiplantae; Streptophyta; Magnoliopsida; Asparagales; Asparagaceae
Exons: 1
Coding region: 1-768 (255 amino acids)
Molecular function (GO): zinc ion binding; nucleic acid binding
Source: RefSeq, a predicted model, not a curated record